Messenger RNA from Arabidopsis thaliana (thale cress), 4902 nucleotides. Its product is annotated as cardiomyopathy-associated protein. The transcript is spliced from 3 exons. NCBI's taxonomy places the organism in Eukaryota, Viridiplantae, Streptophyta, Magnoliopsida, Brassicales, Brassicaceae. The coding region runs from base 209 to 4237 and encodes 1342 amino acids. The record is from RefSeq and is marked reviewed.
AAUUAGAAUGAAUUUAAAUAAUUCUGCCGAAAGUAAAAUGGUACAACAGAUACGAAAGCUGUAAAGAAGCCGACAACAACAUACACAUUAGCCCACUCUGCUUCUUCUUCUUCUUCGCUCGCCAUCUUUUUUUUUGAUUAGUCAACCAUUUUCUUCUCUCUCCAAUUUCAACCUCUGUAAGAGACGACCUGGAAAAAUAUAAAAAGAGAUGAUUAGUGAUCGGUCGGAGUUCAGAGUUCAGAUUCGGAGAUUAUUCAUGAUUAUGAUCAGAACGUCGUACAAAUGGAUUUGCAAUCAUCCCUUUCUUCUCGGCUUCGUUGCGUUUUUGUAUUAUCUGCAUAGAUAUUGUCCUCUUUUGUUUGCUCCCUUAGUGACUGCGUCUCCUGUUUUGGUGUGUACUUUCGUCUUGCUUGGUACCAUUUUGAGUUUUGGAGAGCCAAACAUUCCUGAAAUCGAAAAGGAUCCAGAGAUUUUCCACGAGGCUGCACCUCUUAGAACUGAGGUUUCGAGGGAUGCUAAUGUUACUGUUGUUGAUAGAGGAGGAGAUGAGAGUUUUACCGUAGAGAGUUUCGUCGGGGCGGAGAAAGUUGUGCUUGAGGAUGGAAAUGAUGAUGCUGAAAGAUUAGUGGAUAGCCAAUUCAGUGAGGUUGAGGACGAUGGCCGGCCAUUUGAUUAUAGGCCUUUAGUUGAUGAGACUCUUGAUGAGAUUAAACGGGAUACUCAUGUAAGAUUUGAGGAGAAAGCAUUUAUUUUGGAUGUGGAAAAGAAGGGAGACAGAGAAGAUGAGAAACUGAUUGAAAAUGACGGGACGGGUGCAGAGCAGUCGAGGACAAAUGGAUCUUUAUAUGAAAGGAUGGAUGAUCAGAUGGAUGUUUCUCCAGUUUCACCUUGGAGACCAAUGAGGCAUGAAGAGGAUGAGGAUGAUGAUGCGGACCGUGAUGACUCCUUAGAUUCUGGGUCUGAUGGUGCAGAAAGUUCUUCACCUGAUGCUUCUAUGACAGACAUCAUUCCCAUGCUUGACGAGCUUCACCCGCUUUUACUCUCAGAAGCUCCUACUCGUGGUAUUGUAGAUGGUGAAGGAUCUGAUGCAGCUUCAGAGGGGCCACAUAGGAGUAGUAGUGAUGAAGGAAUGGAGUCUGAUGGUGACAGUGAAAGUCAUGGAGAAGAAGGCGAUAACGAGAAUGAAGAUGAGGAAGAGGAUGAAGAAGAAGAAGAUGAGGAAGAGAAACAGGAAAAGAAGGAAGAUAAGGACGACGAAAGUAAAUCUGCAAUCAAAUGGACAGAGGCUGACCAAAGAAAUGUUAUGGAUCUAGGAAGUCUUGAACUUGAAAGAAACCAGCGGUUGGAGAAUCUUAUUGCCAGGAGAAGGGCUCGUCACAAUAUGAGACUAAUGGCAGAAAGAAAUCUUAUUGAUUUUGAUAGUGCUGAUAUUCCCUUUAAUAUGCCGCCAAUCUCAACUGCAAGGCAUAAUCCAUUUGAUGUUUCAUAUGAUUCGUAUGAUGAUAUGCCUAUCCCUGGUUCUGCCCCGUCCAUUAUGUUUGCGAGGAGAAAUCCAUUUGACCUUCCAUAUGAGCCAAAUGAAGAAAAGCCAGACCUCAAAGGUGACGGUUUUCAGGAAGAGUUCUCUUCUCAACAACCAAAGGAUCCAAUGUUCAGAAGACAUGAAAGUUUCAGUGUAGGCCCAUCAAUGCUUGGAGGUCCUAGACAUGAUAGGCUACGACCUUUCUUUGUGUUAGAAAGAUUAGCCAAUGAGGGAACGAGCUAUUAUCCAUUUGAAAGGCAGCUCAGUGAAGUUAGUGAAUCAAAAGUUAGUUCUAUUCCUGAUACUGAAUCUGUGUGCACAGUCCUGGAGGAUGACGAAAAGAAGGUGGAUGAAAAUAAUGCUGACCGAGAAACCAAAAUUGCUAAAGUUGAUAUGGUUUCUGACAAUGAUGAAGAAAAUAACCAUUCGGCUUCUGACCACGAUGAAGAAAAUAGUCAUUCAGCUUCUGACCAUGAUGAAGAAAAAAGCCAUUCGUCCGAGGAUUCCGAUUUCGAUGAACAAGCUGAUAGCAAAAAACUUCACCAUGAUGUGGCUGAGAUAGUACUAGGAAGUGGUGAAACACACCAUGAGCAAUCGGACAUGAUGGAAGGAGAAACUUCUGAUAAGGGAAAACUUGAUGAAGUCAGUGAUAGUGAUUCAUCUUUAUCAGAGAAAGAAGAAAAGAUACGUGAUAUCAGUGAAGAUGAAGCAAUGUUAAUUUCAGAACAAGUAGUUGAUCUUCAUGAAGAAUUAGGGGCGUCUUCACUGCCUUCUUUUGGAGAAUUAGAAAUCAAUAUGGCUAGAGGGGUGGAGGAUGAUUAUCACCAUGAUGAAGCUCGUGCUGAAGAAUCUUUCAUUACUGCGCAUCCGUCACUUGACGAGUCAGCCAUACAUGUUCUUUGUGGUUUGGGGGACGGUGAUCACGAGGAACCUGUUUACGAUUCGAGUCCUCCCUCAGGCAGUAGAUUCCCAUCAUUUUCUUCCGUAUCGUCUGAUUACAAACCAGAUCUACCUGAAAAGAAUGGGGAAGAAAUAGAAGAAAAUGAAGAGAAAGAACGUGAAGUUUAUUCUGAAAGUAUAGGUCCUGAGGAAAUUCAUUCUACUUCUAAUGAGACUGAAACAAGGACAAGCGAAGUAGGAGAGAAUAGCAUGCAUGUUACAGGAGAGGCAAGCCUUGUCAUGAGGGAGCAUUCGACACCACUGGAAGAAUCACCUGAUGUGGUGCAUGACAUAGCUGAAACUUCAGUAAACAAGUCAGUAGUUGAAGAGAUAAUGUACGAGGAAGAGGAAGCUCAAAAACAAAAAGAUGAAGUCAGUCCUCAAACAUUCAAUGCUGACAUCCCAAUAGAUAGUUAUGCCAGUUUGUCUUCUGGAGCAGUUGAGUAUGUUGAGACGCAUUCAUUUAAUGACGAAGAUGUUGCACAGUUGGAACAAGAACCAGUUCACUCAUUAGUUCAUGAUGCUGAGGAAGAAACUCACAACGACCAAACAAUGGAUAUUGAAGUAGACUCUGUAAAUGCUAGUGCCCAAAAUGUGGGAUCUGAAGAAACAAGUCCAUCUGAAUCAGAUAGAGAACUGACAUGGUCAGAUAAAUCUGUGGUAGAACAAUCAUCUCUUGAACCUGGUGACGAUCAAGUACCAACUCGUGCAGGUCCUGUGAGUGUCGUCUUUUCCCGCAACAUCACUUUUCACGAGUAUCACGAUGCUCCUGAAGAUACAACCGAGUUAUCUUGUUUGACGUCUGAUACAUCCUCUUCUCCAACAGAAUCUCCCGAGUACACGACACCUAUGGUUGGUGAAGGCUCAAGGGCAGAGUUUUUCCAAGAGGAUAUUUAUGAGGAGCUAGACCAUGUGGUGGAGCGAUUAGAGCAGCUUACAGACUUGCAUGCAAUAUCUCAAAGUCCUCCUGAAAUUAUCACCGAAGAGGCAGACGAGAUAAAAGAGAUUGAUGAAGGAUUGUUGUCUGAACUUGACUCGAUUGGAGACUUCAAUGUUAAGGAAGUUGUGACAGAUACUGAACCUGGGCCAUCUUCGAUAGAAAAUGCUAUGAACCAGGCUGUUGUAGAGAGCAUGGAAAAGCAACCAAAGUCACCACAAUCAGAUAGUAGGUCUGGAGAAAUCAUGUGUGCAGUUGAAACCAAACCAUCGGAGUCUUCAGUUGACGAAAGUUCUAUUGAUGAAACAAACGUUAUAACAACAUCCGAUGUUUUACCUGUCGUAGCUCGAUCACUGGAAGAAUUUCCGCAACCUUCUGAACCAAAAGAGGGGAUUUCAAUGGAGAUAAUCUCUGAAAGCGUGAUGAUUCCCACAGAAGCUACUGGUCCUGGUAAUGUAACAGUAAUUGAUGAAGUUGUGACCGAGGAAACGAAAGCUGAGACCACCGAGAAAGAAGAAGAAGGAGAAGAAGAGGAGGAAAGUAAACCAAAAGAGAUAACAAAAUCUGAUGUUUUACUUGUCGAAACUCGAGCACUGGAAGAAUUUCCCAAACCUUCUGAACUAAAAAAAGGGAUGGCAAUGGAAGUAAUCUCUGAAGGAGUGGUAAUCCCCACAAAAGCUGCUGGUCCUAGUAAUGUAACACUAAGUGAUGAGGUUGUGACUGAGAAAGCAAAAGCUGAGACCACUGCAAGCAACACUGAUGCAAAUGUCCAGAGUCCUGAGUCCAAAGAAACUCCAGAGAAUUCGGUGGAAACUAUUGCAGAGCAAAAAGGAAAGUAGGAGAAGAAGACGAAGUCCAACCCUUCAAGCUCGAGUUCAAGCUCAAGCUCUAGUUCGAGUGACUCAGAUUGAAAAUUAAAGGGUAAUACAUCAUCUCAAACUCAAGUAAAUAUAUCUUUGUUAAAGGGUAAUGAUAGGCACUUCUGGGUUUUGUUUUUUUUCAUCUGUGUCCUCUGUUUUAAAAGGGGCAAGAAGUAGCCGCUAAUCAUAUUUUUAUACCAAGUUUUCUCCUUCCUUUGUAUUGGUUUUCUUGUGUGUUUGUGUUUCCUUUUCUCUUCUUUCUUCAGCUUUCAUAUUUAUCGAUUUGAUUGAUUUGUAUCUCUUGAAACCAGAGAGGUUUUCUCAGGGUUUUGGAUUGUGUCUUUAAAUACUUUUCUCGCAUCUUUUUUGGGGGGUUUGUUAUUUGUAUUGGACCUGAGAAAUGGGAAAGGUACUGCCGUUUGGAUUUUUCUAUGAACAUUGUAAUAUAAUGGACUCGAUCGAAGAUGGUAACACCGUUCAGAUUACAAAUAGUUUUUGGUGGUUCAUAUUUAGUUGUAAAUCUCUUAUUAACAUGAAGCAUUGCCUCUCUUUUUUUUUUUGGUAAAAGAUGAACUUGUGUUUGAGAUUUUAUGUAAAUAAAGUAUCCAAGUAUAUUCAUAUAAAUCACCAACUUUUGAUUCAAA